AAAGAAAGGUAGAAAAUUAAAAGAAAAGAGCAGCAAGUAAACGCUGCAAGAAAGAGAGGAACUUUGCAUUCGUUCACUUCUCCGUUCCUGGGGAGGGUUUUUGUUCCUCAUUUCUCUCUAUCUAUUCUAACAAAAAGGGAUUAAUUGCAGAGCUUUGUUUCGUUUUUCCCGAUCGAAAUAAUCCGGGUGUGCAGUAAUGGCGACUGAAAACGUGAAUAAUGAAGUUAGUGUGGGAGAAAUUGAGGAGUUAGAGACUUCAAAUGGCAUUGAGAAAUUAGAGAUUUCGAAUGGCAAUGAUGAGGUCUCUGAAAAUUCUUCAUCAAUGCAAAAAGAUGAAGAUGGGGGAAUAGAAGUUGCAAAGAAGAAAAAGAAGAAAAAUAAAAGCAAGAAAAAGAAGGAGCCACUGAAGCAGACUGAUCCACCGUCUAUUCCUGUUGUUGAGCUUUUCCCAUCUAGGGAGUUUCCAGACGGUGAAAUUCAACAGUACAAAGAUGAUAAUUUGUGGAGGACUACCUCUGAGGAGAAGAGAGAAUUGGAGCGCCUUGAAAAGCCAAAAUAUACUGCUGUCCGCCAAGCAGCUGAAGUCCAUCGUCAGGUUCGGAAAUAUAUCAAAAGCAUUUUGAAACCUGGCCUGUUAAUGACUGACCUGUGUGAGACCUUGGAGAACACAGUUCGCAAGCUAAUUUCAGAGAAUGGUUUGCAAGCAGGGAUUGCAUUUCCUACUGGAUGCUCUCUCAACUGGGUUGCUGCUCACUGGACUCCCAAUUCUGGAGAUAAGACUGUGCUUCAGUAUGAUGAUGUGAUGAAGUUGGAUUUUGGAACUCAUAUUGAUGGAUAUAUAGUUGAUUGUGCCUUCACAGUGGCAUUUAAUCCUAUGUAUGAUCCGCUUCUUGAAGCUUCCCGUGAAGCAACCAAUACAGGCAUCAAGGAAUCUGGUAUUGAUGUCCGUCUUUGUGAUGUUGGUGCUGCAAUUCAAGAGGUGAUGGAAUCAUAUGAGGUUGAAAUAAAUGGGAAGGUGUUUCAAGUCAAAAGUAUCCGAAACUUGAAUGGACACAGCAUUGGGCCCUAUCAGAUACAUGCUGGAAAAUCAGUUCCUAUUGUGAAAGGAGGGGAGCAAACAAAAAUGGAAGAGGGUGAAUUUUUUGCCAUUGAAACCUUUGCUUCUACAGGGAAAGGGUAUGUUAGAGAAGAUUUAGAGUGCAGCCAUUAUAUGAAAAAUUUUGAUGUUGGACACAUUCCUCUGAGGUUGCCUAGAGCUAAGCAGCUGUUAGCUACAAUAAACAAGAACUUUUCUACAUUGGCCUUCUGUAGACGGUAUUUAGAUCGCUUGGGAGAGACCAAAUAUCUGAUGGCACUGAAAAAUUUAUGUGAUGCUGGCAUUGUUCAGCCGUAUCCUCCUCUGUGUGAUGUUAAGGGUAGCUAUGUCUCUCAGUUUGAACAUACCAUCUUACUGCGGCCAACCUGCAAAGAAGUUAUAUCUAGAGGUGAUGACUAUUAAGGGGAAAAAGCAAAAGGUUUUGUCAGUAAUCAUCUCCUUGCAUAUUUCUUUCCGUUGGGUAUGAGUUAGUGGAAGCUUUAACUGUGUACUACAAUUUACUGUAAUUUUAGCAACUCUACUUUUGUGUUUUGAAGCCCCGAAGUAGUGGAUUCUAUGUUUGGCA
Theobroma cacao (cacao) is the source of this 1661-nucleotide messenger RNA. Its product is annotated as methionine aminopeptidase 2B-like. The record is from RefSeq and is a predicted model, not a curated record. Lineage: Eukaryota; Viridiplantae; Streptophyta; Magnoliopsida; Malvales; Malvaceae. Gene Ontology annotation, cellular component: cytoplasm. Gene Ontology annotation, molecular function: metalloaminopeptidase activity. Gene Ontology annotation, biological process: proteolysis.